Molecule: messenger RNA, 504 nt
Organism: Coprinopsis cinerea okayama7#130
Lineage: Eukaryota; Fungi; Basidiomycota; Agaricomycetes; Agaricales; Psathyrellaceae
Exons: 4
Coding region: 1-504 (167 amino acids)
Source: RefSeq, a predicted model, not a curated record
AUGAAGUACCUCGCUGCUGUUGCCACCGUCUUUGCCUUCCUCGGCGUCAUUGCGGCCAACCCCGCCGAUCUCCAGGCCAGGCAGCGCGACACCUGCACCAAAAUGACCCAACGCGACGCCGCCAGGAAACUGGUCGCCAACGGCGUCUACGCCUCCUCCACCGGGAACUGCACCACCAAGUCGAUCUCAACCUGCACGUCCUACGACGGCAUCUGCGAGCACACCGUCGACGGAGUGAUCGCGUUCAAGAACAGUGUCGGUCGUGAUUUGGUUAUCACCGGUGCCACUGAGACCGGCCACUCCCCCAAUGGCGUGUACAACCACGGAAACGGCUACAAGGUUGACCUCCGUCCCAUCCCCGAGAUUGAGGCCUACGUCAAGAAGUGGUUCACCGCGGGAGCGGACCGUGGCACUGAUAAGCGCUGGUACUCGCCUAGUGGCAACGAGUUUGUCUAUGAGAAACGCGACCGCGGUGCCCACUGGGAUAUCACCUUCUUCCCUUGA